This is a messenger RNA of Bradysia coprophila, 1027 nucleotides long. RefSeq names its product secreted chorismate mutase-like. Gene Ontology annotation, biological process: salicylic acid biosynthetic process; chorismate metabolic process. The record is from RefSeq and is a predicted model, not a curated record. Lineage: Eukaryota; Metazoa; Arthropoda; Insecta; Diptera; Sciaridae. Gene Ontology annotation, molecular function: chorismate mutase activity.
UAAAAGGCAGUACAUCGUCAACAAUUAGAGCUUCCAGACCACCAUUUGAGGUUGUCUUCGAAAUAUUUAUUUUCUAGAAAGUAUUUACGUGAAAUGAAAUAUUAUUUUGUUACUAUUUCUGUUGCUUUUUUGGUAAUUGGUGUUCGAUCACAUCAACAUCAUAAUCAUGUUUCUAGGAGAUCUAGGAUGCCAAAAGAUUGUGUGAGACAGUCUUUCGAUGACUCAGUUGUAUCACAAAGUAGACUGGUCCUGCUAGCGGAGAAAGUUAAUCAACGCCUAGCAUAUAUGAAAGAUGUAGCCGGUUACAAGGCGCAAAACCAUCUGCAGAUAGAGGAUGUUGUACAAGAAAGUAAAGUGAUAAAUAGCUCGUUAACUGAAGCCAAAGACCUGGGGUUGGAUCCAGAAUCUGUCAUAUCAUUUAUUGUCGCACAAAUUAAUGCAGCCAAAGCAAUUCAGUAUCGCUACCGUGCCGAUUGGCUGUCAUAUACAGAGGAAGACUGGCAACCACAACCGUUAGAUAUGGUGCGCGAGAAAAUUGGUCAACUCAGUAGUGAGAUUUUACGAGAGUUGGCUGCACAGGCUAAUGAUAGACCAGUGGAAGCUCAUGAACGGAACGCUUUCGUUUUGCGGCUAGAACAGGAUAAUUUGAAGUGUGCUGAUAAAAUGCGAUUGUUCGAUGCCAUACUAGUAGUGCGUUCAUCUGUUUCAAUUAAACGAUAACUGUAUGGCACUAACCAUCGACCCCAACAAUAUAUAGGGCGUUCCAUUUCGGAUAUAGUUCACUUUUAUGCCGUGGGACACAUCAUACAAAAAAUGAGUUAUGUGUUCACUUUCGGUAUUUUUUAUAUGAAGAUGCCGUGGGACAAACUUGAACCAUCUCCGAAAUGGAAGACUCUAUUUGAAUUAUACCCUUGAACGUCAUUUUAAGUUGCGAUUUUAAACAAUUUCAAUAGAUUCUUAAGCCACCAUUAAGCAAAAAACUAGAGCUACGCUGGUCGGUUAUGUUGAAUAGUACUUUUAAUUAGGA